GCUGAUAACGACCUAGCCCGAUGUCUAGGACAAGUUCUCACUCCAGAAUAUCGAGAAACUCUUCGGUGUCAGAUUACAUUGGUACUGGCACGAGGAAUGGGCUCAGCUCAAGUCCUAACCUGAUCCUGGCCAACGCACAUACCAAUAGCCUCAAUAACUUCCUUUCCUCGUUCAAACGCUCUCAAUCCUUCACGGGCCAGAAUGUCGAUGUGUUAUCGAAUUCCAGCAUUUAUGAGGAGGACGUCUUAGAGGAAGAGGGAACUAUGAAUGAGACCACUGGACUUAUCCGGCUUCCCGCUAAUAAGAGUCGACGUGGGAGUAUUAUAUCCAGUUAUACUAUCAUUACUGGUAAUUCGACUCUUCCUCAAACUGUAUUCAAUUCGAUCAAUGUGUUAAUUGGAAUCGCUUUAUUGUCAUUACCAUACGCCUUACGACUUAGUGGUGUGGUUAUAGGCACCAUGAUGAUAGUAGGGUGCUAUCUGGUGACGGUGCAUACGGCUCGUAUUCUUGGAGAGAUAUUAAGGAAGAAACCUCAUUUGGUGACCUAUGGUGAUAUUGCCGGAUAUGCUUACGGUCCCGGAGCCCAGUUGGCAAUCACGUCCUUCUUCAUGUUCGACAUCACCGGAGCGUUGAUUUCGUUGUCGCUUCUUUUCAGUUCCUCUUUUGCAGUUUUAUUCCCAUUGAGUGAGAGCACUUUCAAAGUUAUCAUCUAUACGGUGAUGUUCUUUUUGACAUUUGUGCCCUUGAACUACUUGUCAAUGUCCAGCUUGGCCGGUGUGGCUAGUGUAUUUACGAUGGUGGUGUUGAUAUUCAUUUGUGGUUUCACCACCCCUGAUUCACCCGGAUCUUUAAUCAACCCAAUGCCUAUUAACCUAUUCCCAACCAACGGGUCAGUAGUGGAUGUUUUGCUCAGUAUAGGGAUGUUCAUGGCCCCAUGGGGAGGCCACCCAGUGUUUCCCGAACUCUAUAAAGAUAUGAAACACAGUUUUAAGUAUGAAAGGAGCUGUGGCAUUUCUUUUACUUUCACGGUGAUUGUGGAUUACGCGAUUGCGUUGAUUGGUUUACUUAUGUUUGGGAUGGAAUGUCAAGAUGUGUUGAUAAAAAACAUCAUGAGUAACGAUAAUUAUCCAGAGUUUGUAAAGCCGUGUUUUUUGAUUAUAAUGGGGAUCCUACCAAUGCUGAAGAUGCCUCUUUUGGCAAAACCUAUAAUCACCACAUACGAAAACUACUUUGAAUUGAACAAAGAGAAGAUGACGAUAGUGGACAUAGUCAAAAAGCUUAGUGCCCGAGUAUUGUACGUGGUACUUUCGUUGGGAGUCAGCUUGAUGGUGAAGUCGUUUGGCAAAGUCGUUGCAUUUUUUGGUUCUUCCGUGUGCUUUGCCUUGUGUAUGGUGUUCCCCUACCUUUUCAAAUUGAAGAUCCUUAAAGACGAAAUAUCCAAGACAGAAACCAUUUGGCUAUGGUCUGGAGUGAUUUUUGGAACCGUUAUUGGAGCACUAGGGACUUUAGGAGUAGUUAUAGGUGUAUAAGAGACAAAGAAUUUAAUAAUUAGGAUGUGAUAUAUUCA
Molecule: messenger RNA, 1567 nt
Organism: Yamadazyma tenuis ATCC 10573
Lineage: Eukaryota; Fungi; Ascomycota; Pichiomycetes; Serinales; Debaryomycetaceae
Source: RefSeq, a predicted model, not a curated record